This is a messenger RNA of Chlorella variabilis, 258 nucleotides long. RefSeq lists its product as hypothetical. The record is from RefSeq and is a predicted model, not a curated record. The transcript is spliced from 2 exons. The annotation marks the transcript as partial. Gene Ontology annotation, biological process: vesicle-mediated transport. NCBI's taxonomy places the organism in Eukaryota, Viridiplantae, Chlorophyta, Trebouxiophyceae, Chlorellales, Chlorellaceae. Gene Ontology annotation, molecular function: GTPase activator activity.
UGCGUCGACUGCGAGAUGAAGAACCCGCAGUGGGCAUCGGUCUCCUACGGCAUCUUCAUGUGCCUGGAGUGCAGCGGCAAGCACCGCGGCCUGGGCGUGCAUAUCAGCUUUGUCAGGUCUGUCACCAUGGAUGCCUGGAACCCCGACCAGCUGCGCCGCAUGCAGCUGGGCGGCAACGACAAGCUGAACAAGUUUCUGGAGCAGUACGGCGUGGCCAAGGCCGUGGAGAUACGGGAGAAGUACAACAGCAAGGCGGCG